AAAACGUCGAUCUCAGAGAGUGGGAGAUACCCGAACUGCGCGUUCUGGUGAAGAGCGUCGAGCGGGAGGCCCCGGUCAACGAGACCUGCCGCUUCCGGACCUCACUGGACAAGGUGGACUGGACGGCGGUGGCCGCCGGCAUGGGCGGAGGCCGCUCCGGUGAGGAGUGCAAACGGGCGUUGAACAGCAUCAUUCAACAGGUCCGCACCCAUCGCACCCUGUCGGAGAUUCUGGCAGACGCCAAAGUAGUCGCUGAGAAUCCAUUUCGAAAUAAGCGCACUGGCCGCAUCAACCACCCGGACCAGCCCAAGAAGCCGCCCACGCCCUACUUUCUCUUCUUCAGCGAGAAGCGCGCCAAGUACCAGGCGGUCAAUCCGGGGAUGAGCCCCUCGGAGCUGUCGAGCUUCAUGGCCGCCGAGUUUAAAGUCUUGAGCGAGAAGAAGCGAGCAAAGUACCGAAAGAAGUACGACAAGGCAAUGGAGGAGUACCGGCAAAAGUAUGCCGAGUUUCGCCGCCGUCACCCUGAUCUCUUCAAGCGCAAUCGAAAACCGGCGGCCACGCCAAAUGACCUGGGAGAAGUAUCAGGCGAUGGAGCCAAAGGCGGCCCGGAAAGCAAUAUGGACCUCCUGGAAUGCCCUCUCCGAGAAGCGGCGCAUGAAGUGGAUCAGGAAGGCGGUGACGGACCAAGAGCGCUACGAGGAGGAGAUGAGCACGUACUGUGCGAAGCACCCCAACUACCUGCGUCCGCCGCCCACGCGAAAGAACGUCUCCGNACGGACCAAGAGCGCUACGAGGAGGAGAUGAGCACGUACUGUGCGAAGCACCCCAACUACCUGCGUCCGCCGCCCACGCGAAAGAACGUCUCCGUGCUGACGAGGGAGGAGCAGCGGCUGAAGAACCGGUUUGAUGGGGUGCCCGAACGCCCAUCUACCUCGGGCUACGCCUUCUUCACCCAGCAGAUGAUGGAGAUGACGGAGAUGACGAAGGUGCCCCCAACAGAGAAGUUGAAGAUAGUUGGCCAGCUGUGGCGAGAGCUGAGCGAAGAUGAGCGGGCGAAGUACAACGCCGAAUUUGAGAAAGAUCAAGCUCAAGUCGUGGAAUGUUUUGACGCCUACCUGAAGGGGCUGCCUGAAGAAAAAAGAGAAAAGGUUUUUUCGGAGCAGCGGCUGAAGAGCCUCAGCAAGCCACGAAAGAUGACCAAAGCCCAGCAAGCCCAGUUGCUCUCCUCUGCGUACACCUACUACCAGACGGAGGAGCUGAUGAGGAUACAGCGCGAGCAGCCCAGCAAAAUGAAGGGCGAACUCAUACCGGACAUCAAUCGACGGUGGGAGGCAAUGACCAGCAGCGAGCGGCAGGUGUACGUCGACCUGGCCGAGUCGAUCAAGAAGUUCCUGCCGGCGGAAAAACCAGGCACCUCGGUGUACCUGGAGCGGUCGCGGAAGAAGGCGGCGGUGAACCUCAAGGAGGUGGAGUUUGUGGAGAAGAGCGGGCUAAGGCGGCCUCCGAAGAAUGGCUUUGUUUUGUACAAGAGCGAGUGCGGCUCGAAUCCUGAGUUUGCCUCGCUGCUGCCCACCGAGAAGACGAAGCAGAUGGCGGCGGUGUGGAAGGUCACCUUUGCUGAGCACCAGCGGCAGUACUAUGUGAAGCGGUGCAGGGAGAUACGUGACGCCUUCAGUGCCCUGGUGAGAAAGUAUGAGGAGACGAGCCAACUUCCGACACCUGAAGAAGCGGCAGCUGUUCACUGGGGCAAGGCAGUGCCUAACAGUGACAACGCGGGUGCCAACAAGAAACCAGUUCAAAACAAGUCAUCGCAGAAGCCGCAGAACAAACAGAAG
This is a messenger RNA of Rhagoletis zephyria (snowberry fruit fly), 1835 nucleotides long. Its product is annotated as nucleolar transcription factor 1-like. NCBI's taxonomy places the organism in Eukaryota, Metazoa, Arthropoda, Insecta, Diptera, Tephritidae. The record is from RefSeq and is a predicted model, not a curated record.